CGGCUGACAACGACCCGACCCGGCCCGGGGGGACCCCCGGCAGCCAGGGGAGCCUCCUGCUGCCUUAGAACUCCCCCUUGGCUGAGGGGCUGACGCGCCCCGCUCCCCAACACUCCCGGCGUUCAGGGCCUCCCUCCCCCAGUGCUACAGCAGCAAGCGGGGAUGAGGGAAUACGCGGAAUAAGCAGCACGGUUUUUUCUUAAUCCCCCCCAACAGCCAUCCUAAUUUCCCCCCUCCUUUUCUCAGCCCAGGCCUCUCCUUACGCAUAAAAUCAUCAAGGUUGGAAGAGACCUUUAAGAUCACCCAGUCCAACCAUCCACCCAGCGCUGCCACUGUAACCCUUAAAGCACUGAACCACAUCAUCCAGCGCCACAUCCAGGCGCCUCCUAAACACCUCCAGGGACCUCCCUGGGCAACCAUUCCAAUGCCUGAUCAUCCUAACAGUGACAUUUUUUUUCCUAAUAACUAAUCUGAAUCUGCCGUCUCAGUUUAAGGCCAUUUCCUCUCAUCCUCUCACUGCAGGCACGGUAGAAGAGACCGGCCCCUCACCACAAUCUCCUGUCAGGUGGUUGUAGAGAGCGAUGAGGCACCUGCACCCCCAGGCCCCGUGGACCUGGGUUAGGGCUCCACGGAGCCCCACGCCACAGCCCCGGCCUUGCUGUCCCCUUCCCCAGGGAUUCCCCUUCUCUUCCCCUCCUCUCCAGUCGAUGGAGAAGGGCAGGUAUGCCCCGGGGACACUGGGGAAGUGGCUCCAGGCUCCCCGACCUUGGCUACGGAGCUGGCCCCGGCAGCAGCCCGGGACAGCAGCUUGGCCAGCACGUCUGCUGGCAGUCUGCAGGUCUCCAGAGAGAAGAGCCAGCCUGCCAGCUCUUAGCAGCGCUGGACGGUGACCUAAAGGCACUGGCAAGUGCUUGUCUGAAGCAAAUCCCUCUGUGAGCCACUACUACCCCUUUUUGGCACUGAAAUGCCAUGUUGGCACUUGAGGCUAAGGAGGCCUUUCCAGAAAAACAAGGCAUGUAAAAGAUUAGUCUUGAACUACUAUAGGGGUUCAAAGGAAAGUAUUAAAAAUAACAAGAACAGGAGUGCUGGAAACACUGCCUCAGGGAGUAUGUGCAGCAGGCAUAGGAGCAAAAUUGUACAGAUGGCAGUUUUUUGUUGCAGGCAACCCAAGAAUGACAUCAGUGCACUGAAGCAGUGUUUUGGUUCUGCAUGUCUGAAAACUUUGGUACCAAAUUCAGUUCCUGAUCCUUAAUGCCUCCUUCUUGCUUAAAAACCCUUUGGUAAUGUUGUUUCCCCCAUACCACACUGUAGGACCAGUAUUGUGGCCACUCACUCCUCCCUAAACAGGAGCUUGUAAAGAUGAAUGUCCUGCAGGCCUGGUUCAUGGGGUGGUGUUCCAUGUGAUGUUCUGCACAGAGUGUUUGUAGUUCUGGGUUUGCUGACUGUAAGCUGGGACUCUUGUUCAGAGCACUCACGUCAGUAACCAAUAGCAACCAAGCCAUUGGUAUCCUUUGACAUUACACCGUAGUUACCAGAUGCUAUACUUAGUACACUAAAAAAAGGCACUUGCAAAUCUGUCAAAAAUCAUAACAACUCUAUCCCUUAUUUUCCCAGGACGUAGUUAAAGCAGGAACUUUAAAUCUGACUGGAUUCCACAGACUGUUCUCGAGCCGACCAGUACUUUAAAACCACGUACAGUACUCAAUGCACCACUGCCACCAUGCAAUGCUCCAUGUCAGAGUGCGUGGAUCCUCCAUAAAUCCAUCCUGCUGAGGUUUGGUGUGGACAGAGCUUGAGGAGUGCUGCAAAAGGCCGAUUUGCAGCAGCCGGUCCUUUGCGGCGGCGCUGUGCCGGGCCGGGCAGAGCGGCGGCGGCCGUGCAGCAUGCUGGAUCCGGAGGGCAGUGUGGAGCAUCAGCCUUCCCCUUCCUUCCCCAAACUCCUGCUCAUCCCUCUAGCCAUGCUCCUCGCAAUUGCAGCGCUCCUGCUCUUAGCCUUUUCCGCCACGCGGCAGAAAGAGCCUGAUUUUUACACUUUCAAAGUUGUAAACAUCAGGGGCAAGUUAGUCUCCCUGGAGAAGUACAGGGGCUCGGUGUCACUGGUUGUCAACGUUGCAAGCGAGUGUGGGUACACAGACAGCCACUACAAGGCCUUACAGCAGCUACAGAGGGACCUGGGCCCCUACCAUUUCAAUGUGCUGGCCUUCCCCUGCAACCAGUUUGGGCAGCAAGAACCAGACACCAACAGAGAAAUCGAGAGUUUUGCGCGAAAGACUUACGGUGCCUCCUUUCCCAUGUUCAGCAAAACCACAGUCAGCGGGGCUGGAGCAAUUCCUGCCUUCAAGUACUUAAUUGAUUCUACAGGAGAAGAACCAACCUGGAACUUUUGGAAAUACCUAGUGGACCCCAAUGGGAAAGUAGUAAAGGCCUGGGACUCUACUGUCUCUGUGGAAGAAAUAAGACCUCAUGUUACAGAACUUGUAAGAAAAAUCAUCCUGAAGAAGAAAGAUGAAUUAUGACUUUCAAAAAUACCAGCAUGCCAAUUACAUCUCUGUUGAGAAUUAGGACGGGUCUUUGUCUUUUCACAUUCCAAAAGAGAGAAUAUGGGGAAGGGAAAUUAGGACCAGUUGAAUCUAUAGUCACCAUUCUAAGAAUGUAGAAAACAGCAAGUUAGCAUGGUCUAAGUAAUUUAAAUUUUUUUCUCCAGCUGAAUUCAGUUUGACCUUUCUGGGAAAAAAGAAAUUCUCAGUAAUUGUUUCUUCCCCAAUUCAAGUUAUUCAUUGUGGAUAACACUACAGGAAGUCAGUUAAUGUACUUGUAGGAAGAAGACUCAGAAUAAUGAGAAUUUCCUAACUGGGUUCUCACUGAUAUCUACAUUUUUGUUGUUAUGUUUUGACACAAACUGAAUAAAAUAAAGAGUAAAAAGUG
Pseudopipra pipra is the source of this 2925-nucleotide messenger RNA. It is a transcript of the gene GPX7, whose product is annotated as glutathione peroxidase 7. The coding region runs from base 1884 to 2516 and encodes 210 amino acids. Gene Ontology annotation, biological process: response to oxidative stress. The record is from RefSeq and is a predicted model, not a curated record. The transcript has 4 exons. Lineage: Eukaryota; Metazoa; Chordata; Aves; Passeriformes; Pipridae. Gene Ontology annotation, molecular function: glutathione peroxidase activity.